Gracilinanus agilis (Agile Gracile Mouse Opossum) is the source of this 1587-nucleotide messenger RNA. It is a transcript of the gene CBX2, whose product is annotated as chromobox 2. The record is from RefSeq and is a predicted model, not a curated record. Gene Ontology annotation, cellular component: PRC1 complex; heterochromatin. The transcript is spliced from 5 exons. Lineage: Eukaryota; Metazoa; Chordata; Mammalia; Didelphimorphia; Didelphidae. Gene Ontology annotation, biological process: negative regulation of transcription by RNA polymerase II. Bases 1 to 1587 code for a protein of 528 amino acids.
AUGGAGGAGCUAAGCAGCGUCGGGGAGCAGGUCUUCGCCGCCGAGUGCAUCUUGAGCAAGCGGCUCCGUAAGGGGAAGCUGGAGUACCUGGUGAAGUGGCGAGGAUGGUCCUCCAAACACAACAGCUGGGAGCCAGAGGAAAAUAUCCUUGAUCCAAGACUGCUCCUAGCCUUCCAGAAGAAGGAGCAUGAUAAGGAGUUGCAGAACCGGAAGAGAGGCAAGCGUCCAAGGGGCAGACCAAGGAAGCAUGUGGUGGUGUCGGCUUGUAGCAGGCGCUCCAAGAUCAAGGAACCGGAUAUACCAUCAAAAUCAAAAACCAGCAGUUCUUCUUCUUCCUCUACCUCUUCCUCCUCCUCUGAUGAAGACGAUGACAGUGACUUGGAGGCUAAGAGAGGUCCCCGGGGCCGAGAGACCCAUCCUGUGCCUCAGAAAAAAGCUCAGAUCUUGGUGGCCAAACCUGAGGUAAAGGAUCCCAUCAGAAAAAAGAGGGGUAGGAAGCCUCUUCCCCCAGAACAAAAGGCAGCCAGGAGACCUGUGAGCCUGCCAAAGGUGCUGAAAACUACCCGAAAGGAUUUAGGACCAUCAAGCAAACUGCCCUCCUCACUCGCCACCCCAGUGGCAAGCCUUGCUGCCCUCAAAGCUCAUGCCAAGGAGGCCUCCUCUACCUGUGGCUCAUCUACCACAGAGAACUUGUCCAACCUGAUGAAGGGCAUGACGGACAGUCCCAACCGAGGAAGCAUCAGCUGGCAGAGCUCCAUCAUGCACUACAUGAAUCGAAUGACACAGAGCCAGGCUGAGGCAGCCAACAGAUUGGCACUGAAAGCCCAGGCCUCUAAUAAGUGUGGCUUGGGUCUGGACUUGAAAGUGAGAAACCAAAAGGGGGAUCUAGGACUUAACAUGCCAGGAACCAGAGCCAUGACAGCCCCUAGCUUGGGGGCCGCUGAACAGAAGUCAGGUGGCACCGGGAGGACCCCAAGCCUACACAAUGGGGGCAAAGUGGGCACAGUGUCCCUUGGCACUCAACCAGCUUCAAACCAAGAUCUGAACCUCCAGGCAUUGAACUUGCAAAGUGUGAAAAAUGGAGCCACAGGGAGUGCUCUGCUUCCCCUAUAUCCCACAGCUGCCAACCUGAAAACCACCAGCAAUAUCAAUCCCACUGUUGGCAAAGGAGUGGGGAGUGGGACCGCUGGAGGGGCUGGAGUGGAUGCCAGCAAAGGUGAGAAACUGGUAGCGAGGGGUGCCGUUGUUGCCGCCUCUGGAAACAAGAGGGACAGUAUAAAAAGUAAUUCCAAAUCCACUGGGCAGGAGGGCCACCUGGUCGCAGGUGAGACCCGAAAAACAAUGGCUCUAUCAGAGAUGAGUACCGGCGAGGAUAGUAGUAGCACUGACUCAGAGCGGGACUCUGCCUCCUUCCCAGGCACCACGGGACAGAACUUGUCUGUCUCCAUCCAGACCAGCCAGGACUGGAAGCCAACCCGAAGCCUUAUCGAGCAUGUCUUUGUCACAGAUGUGACUGCCAACCUUAUCACGGUCACUGUGAAAGAGUCCCCCACCAGUGUUGGCUUUUUCAACCUGAGACAUUAUUGA